GCCCAGAAACAGUUCGGAGCAGAAUUCCGCGAAGAAAGGUGCAGUGAAAAUGGCGUUAUGGCGCUAUGUUGCGUGCGUGCUUCUGUCGCUGGCUGCUCUGUCACACGCUGAAACUGUGCAGCACGGCAAGCUACGAAUCACAACGUCCAAACCCGAAGGAGUCUACUGUCAGACUAUCUUCUUCCCGACAGCCUUCACGGGCUUGGAUCAAGUUCGCAUCUUCUUGUCUGUCAAUCAUGGUGACACCAACUCGUCAAAUGUCCAUGACGUCACGUUCCCUUGGGUAGAGCUUCCGACUGCAAGGAACUUCAAAGCGUGUAUGCUAGAAACCGGGGAAGGGUCACAUGGUAACGCUACAAUUGAUUGGCUCGCUAUGCAAGGGGCCAGCCCCACAAUGCAACAGGGGAGUAUUGUGCUAAACGCGUGGACAACUGGAACCCAAUGCGCCACGGUCACACUUCCAAAGCCGUUUAGUCACAGUUCCCCAAAAGUGCUGGUGUCUGCGCGUCACGCGGUGUUGGAUCGUAAACAGGACGCGGCGGCGGUCUGGACUGAGGGAAGAGAUAAUAGAUCUUUCCGUGUUUGUAUGCGCGAGGCCAGCCUUUUCAGCGGAGGGCACAAACGCAUUUCUGUGGACUGGGUCGCGUUUGAGGGGUUGCCGGGAGAGACUAACAUAACAGAAACCGACAAAAUUACCUUCGCAAGUGGCCGACUUCCCACAGAACAAGACAACUACGCUUCCUGCAAGUUAAUACCGCUGACCUAUCCGUAUUACACCCCUCCUGUGGUUAUCCUGAGUGCUAAUGGUGACGCGAGCACUCUUCCGUCUGACAAGUAUGCGUUGUCUGCCUGGGUGGAGGGGUUGACGACCAAGUCCUUCAAGGCCUGCACCAAGGAACUGAUCAGCCCUAACAGCGCCACUCAAGAGGUUACAAUAGAGUAUGUAGUGGUAGGAGAUAUCCAUCCCUGUCUGAACGUGACCUGCGAGUACUUCGCUGAGUGCGAGGCGUUUGCCGCUGAUGACGCGCAGUGUGUCUGCCCCAGCAAGUGUCCCGCGUACAUUGAUCAAGUCUGCGGGACCAAUGGCCAGACUUUCGACAAUCUUUGCCUUUUCAAAAAACAUGUUUGCAGAAUCAAGGGAAACUUUUCUUAUUUCCACCAUGGAAGUUGUAGAGGCUUCCCAGUACAACAAGGCAGUCGGUCUCUGCACCGCGCGCCGCACUCUCACCUAGUCUGCGAGACGAUCAACUUCACGCCCUACACCUUCUACCCUGACAAGGACGUCAACGUUAUAGCAACCGUCAAUCAUUACAACAGCUCGGACUCAGGCCCAGUGAUGGACGCCCCGGCAGUGUGGGUGGAGGAUGUCAUUCAGAAUAACUUCACCGUGUGCACCAUGUUCGCGGGUCGGUACGAGAGGCCGGGGUCAAAUGAGGCGAGCGUUGAUUGGCUGGCUUAUCAGGGCUCGCCCCAGGACGCGGUGACUGGGGCAGAGAGCUUCUCUAGAUGGUGGACUGGUACUAGCUGUAAACACGUGACACUGCCAGCGGGAGCACUAGCUUCUGUACCCACCGUAUUAGCCACCGUCCAUCACACACAUCGCAGGCUCAAGCGUGACGCGGCAAUGGCCUGGGUCGAGGAUGUCAGUACUUCCGGUUUUGAGUUGUGUCUCCGUGAGUUGCAGAAUUUUGACGGAGUGCACCAAGAUAUUACUGCGAGCUGGAUGGCAUUUGACAAUUUGCACAGACCGCUGUUUAAGGAACACGGGCUCAUCCAUUUCAGCAACAGACAGCCACCAUCAAAACGAGACAACUACGCCUUUUGUAAGCAUCGCCAGUUCAGCAGGUCGUAUAGUCACGUGCCCUCUGUCCUACUCACUCCAACCAUUGCCACAAAAGGCAAACCGAGUGUCGGAUCGGUGGCCUGGGUCGAGCAAGUGAACGCGACUGGCGCCAAAGUCUGCGUGAAGCAAGUGUACGACAGCGGCUACUUACCACUCACCGUAAACUACGCCGUACUCUCGGAUGUUUGUGGCUCUGGGUGGAGAUACUAUAAGGGCUAUUGCUAUAAAACAAGCAAUACCUGUCUGACUUGGAAACGGGCGGAGAGCGCAUGCGCAGUCAUGAGCUCAGGACUGGUCAGCGUCCACAACCACGAGGAAAACGUCUUCAUUCAGCAGCAGCACAAUGGCGAGAAGUCCUGGGUUGGGUUGAGUGACGUCACUACUGAGGGGCAGUUUGUUUGGGCCGACGGAUCACCGACGAACUUCACAAACUGGGCGCCGAACCAACCGAACGACUACAAGAACCAGGAUUGUGUGCACACGCUCGGGGUAAAUUAUGGGUACAAGUGGAACGACGUGCCUUGUACAGCCUGCCACAAUUACACAUGCAAACGAGACUACAACGAGUGUUCCGAGGGAACGGACGGGUGCGACCACACCCUAGCCACGUGUGUCAAUACGCCCGGCUCGUACGCAUGCGUGUGUCCUGCAGGAUACACGGUCAGCGGAUAUCAAUGCAAUGACGUCAACGAGUGCGGGGCCUCGGACCGAUGUCACGUGAAUGCCACGUGCACGAAUACAAUUGGCUCAUACAUAUGUGCAUGCAAGCCUGGAUUUACCGGAAAUGGGUUCAACUGCACGGAUGUUGAUGAAUGCACCAUGGGAACGCAUAGUUGCCAUGCCAACGCACAAUGUGAUAACACUAUUGGCUCGUACACAUGUCGCUGCAACAAUGGUCACCAAGGAAAUGGACAGAGCUGUUCAGAUAUCGAUGAGUGCGGUGCUGGGUCACACGGUUGCCAUGCCAACGCUCGUUGCAUCAACACACCGGGGUCGUACAUCUGCAGAUGUGUUGUUGGAUAUGGUGAUGGGAAAACGUGUAGAGUCGAGGCUUGUUCUAAAUUUGCUCUUAGCGCAUUUACUACAGACAAUAUCUACACAGUCUCUACACAAGGCUUCACUUUCCAGGUCUACUGCGACAUCACAAGUGACAGACGAGGAUGGACACUUGCAGCUCGCUUCUCCAACAACGACGGCAAAAACUGGAUGCGAGACGACGGUCUCUGGUGGUACGACCUGCGGUUUGCAGUAGGUGACGUCACAAACCCAUCGACCAAUAGCGACAUGAUCUCGCCAGCCUUCUGGCUACUCAGGGGCAAAAAGUUCAAGUUGACACGUAGCGAUGAUUCCUCUCACACCGCUCUGCUCACCACAACUACAAACUGCAUAGGAGGCCAGACGUUUAGAGACAUGAUAACGGGAUACGGAAAUUUCAGGAAUGGCACAAUCUGGGCGAAAGAUAUGUGUCGUGGUAGCUGCCCGGUGCAGUAUGGCGGGUGGUACACAAGUACCGAAGGCUUUUCGCAGCAUUCCUGCAGCAGCAACAUACAGAGCAGUAACAACAUCGGGCUUUGGUGUAACUGGGACGCUGGGGAUGGCACAGUGAUGAUGAUCGGUGGCGGGGGGCCGGGAUGUAGCAGGGCAGAUCAUGGCGUUGGUGCGACUGAAAGAGAUCAAGGUGGCUCGUUUGUGGAUGCAGGAACAGGCGAAAUGGACUUUAGCAAUGAGGUAAUGUAUGGUGCACCUCAGACCUCCUACUCUCUGAAUCUUUGGAUUGAAGAGUGAAAAGACGCCCGAGUGAUAUCCCUCUGUCAUUAUACAAGUACGCAUGAACUGAUAGUCUCUAGUUUUGUAAAUAAUUUUUUUUGAAUCUGAUAAAAAGAGAUAACAUGGCAACAUAAACAUGAAGUUAUACUUUUACGUGUGAUUUUUUUUAUACUCAUAGGCGUUCUCAAAAUUUCGUACUCGCCUUGAUUUGUAUCUUAUUUUAUUAUUUCUUUAUUAUGAUAUUUCUAGAAUAAGAUAGGCGGCCUAAGGGCUUACAUAGCAUUUUCAUAGGGCUAUGAAAUUUCUAAUGAUGAAAUACCGACCUAUGAAAUAUGAUUAACUUGACACACUAUGAAUAUGAUUUACUUGACACACUAUGAAAUAACCCUCUACUGUGAAGUAUGAAAUUCAAAACACAAGUAAUAUAUGGCAGGCCCGUACCAAGGGUGGUCACUCGAAUAUGUCAUAAAUCUAUAAAUCAGACUUUUUUGUAGCCAAAUCCGACAAUAAACCCGUCACGUGGAAAUACUGCAAUGGCAUAAAAAAAUCCCUUUGGGGGGGGGGGGUGAUCAGAUGUUUAUCACAAAACUCCCCCCUCCCCGGAAAAAUUAGGUCCCCCCCCCGCCCGAAGGAAAAUUCCUGGGUACGUGUAUAGUAUGGAAUAAAGUUACACUAUGAUAUACCUAUGAAAUAUGAUUGACUUGACACACUAUUAAAUAACCCUCUACUGUGAAGUAUGAAAUUCAAAACAUAUAUAUGGAUUAGUAUAAAAUACUAAGUUACACUAUGUUAUGCA
This is a messenger RNA of Nematostella vectensis (starlet sea anemone), 4406 nucleotides long. RefSeq lists its product as uncharacterized. The transcript is spliced from 19 exons. Gene Ontology annotation, molecular function: protein binding; calcium ion binding. The record is from RefSeq and is a predicted model, not a curated record. The coding region runs from base 50 to 3628 and encodes 1192 amino acids. Lineage: Eukaryota; Metazoa; Cnidaria; Anthozoa; Actiniaria; Edwardsiidae.